This is a messenger RNA of Mycena citricolor, 2077 nucleotides long. Lineage: Eukaryota; Fungi; Basidiomycota; Agaricomycetes; Agaricales; Mycenaceae. The record is from the annotation of a GenBank genome assembly.
CACAAAUGAGGCCGAAACGUCGCAGGUGGUGAAAUCAACGUGAAAUGACGCUCCGCCUUCGAAUACUGCACCGGCUAGGCUUUAUACGACCCGGAUCUCGGCGGCCGCUUAUUCCCAAGUUUGGAAAUUCCUGUUCUUAUUGGCUGACGGUUAAGGGAAAAGGUGGACCCGGCUGAAUCAUCGUUCUGUGGUGUCCUUAUAUACCGCACCUCAUCGUCUCGAUGAAUCCACUCAAACGAGAUGUCUAUCCCUACCACCGCACGCCAGUACAUUCUGCCCACGCUUGGGUCCUACAACAACCUCGUACUCACCGACGUGACGGUGCCCAAGCCAAAGCCCAACGAAGUGCUACUCAAGGCGCAUGCAGUGUCACUGCAGUACCGCGACCUGCUCGUCGCGACUGACAGAUACCCUGGUGGCGAUAUGCCCGCGAACCUAAUCCCUUGCUCCGAUGUCGCGGGUGAGAUCGUGGCGAUCGGGGAAGACGUGAAGGGCUGGAAAGUCGGCGACCGCGUGUGCCCGAACUUCAUGCUGGAGAAGCUGCAUGGGGACCACACGACCCCGGCGAUUGCUGCGACCGCACUGGGUGGAGCGGUGGAUGGAACGUUGACGGAGUACCGGAAUUACCCCGCUUCGUCUCUGGUCAAAAUCGCCGAUCACUUGACAUACGAGGAAGCAUCGACUUUGCCAUGUGCUGCUCUCACGGCUUACAAUGCUCUGAUCGCUGGCUACGAGCCUCUCAAAGCGGGCGACACUGUUCUCAUCCUCGGUACAGGUGGUGUUUCGAUCUUUGGUCUCCAAUUCGCUCUGGCCUCGGGCGCGACAGUCAUCGUGACUUCUUCCUCUGAUGAGAAGCUCAAGGUUGCAACCAAGUUGGGAGCCCACCAUGUCAUCAACUACAAGACGAACACCAAGUGGGACGAGGAGGUGCUCAGGCUCACCAAUGGGGUGGGUGUUGACCAUGUCAUCGAGGUCGGAGGCAACGGAACCCUCAUGCAAUCAGUCAACUCGAUCCGCAUGGGUGGCUCUAUCAGCAUCGUCGGUUUCGUCGGCGGCAACACGCCUCCCCCGGAUCUGAUCGCGCUGUUCAUCUGGAAGUCCCUCAAGAUCAGGGGACUGUACGUCGGCUCGGUCCAGCAAUUUGCGGACAUGAACAGGCUCAUGGCCGUGAAUCAGGCCGUCACGCGCCCCGUGGUCGACAAGGUGUUCCCGUUCGAGGAUGCCAAGGCUGCCUAUGCCUACCUGGAGUCACAGGCGCAUGUCGGCAAAGUCGUCAUCAAGGUCAAUUGAACGGGCAGCAUCUACUACGUAGUAACAAUUCAAUGUAUACAUCAUAUCACAAAAAAGAACAGUUUUCUGGAUUGAAAAGAUUCAAGACUGAGUUGUGGAAACCAGAGGUGACUUGCGGAACACCCAGUGCGUGGGCUGCCCUGGUGGGAGCUUGUGCACGCGCGGGCGAAGGUGAACACCAUCUAUCCGUCAUCUUAUGUGGCAAUCUAUCUCGCCGAUCGACACCGCCUGGGCGCAUCUUACUCGAGAGAAACGACCACGGACCCCAUCUGUGUAGUGGCCUGCCAGCCUCCAUCUGCGGCGCAUUCGAUACGAUCAAGCUCCUACUUGUUUUGGGUCGUGCGAGGGCGGUCGAUUGGAGAGCGCCGUUCGCCUAUUAUAAGGCGGAGCGGGCAAUGUUGGCAGGACGUGGAGCUCGGGCAACCACGGGCGCAGCAGGUGGCGUUUCUCGGCCACUCGUCGCUUGGGGGAUGAAGCGUCUACAGAUGGUCUCCAAACAGCUUGAUAUCCUGCCACAUCGUGCCUCCGCCCAAGGAUGGUCAUCGGUAUCUGCAUCGCAAACUGCACUCGCACCGCAAUUUCUGGAUUCGGGGGCCCCUUUCAGACUGAUGGUGCUCACGCGCGCUUUGCCUGAUGCUGAUUUCGACAUGCACUGGCUGAAGCGCCACAGAUUGCUUCCAGGUAUGGAGAUUUUUCAAUCGCCUGAAGAUUCGUCCUAUCUGAGCGGCACUAAAGAGCUUCAGUAGAUGAUCAUCGGUGCUGGUGAGAGGACAGGCAAUGGUCGUGG